Didymella exigua CBS 183.55 is the source of this 1221-nucleotide messenger RNA. Its product is annotated as G1/S-specific cyclin CLN2. The transcript has 2 exons. Lineage: Eukaryota; Fungi; Ascomycota; Dothideomycetes; Pleosporales; Didymellaceae. Gene Ontology annotation, molecular function: cyclin-dependent protein serine/threonine kinase regulator activity. Bases 1 to 1221 code for a protein of 406 amino acids. Gene Ontology annotation, cellular component: centrosome; cytoplasm; nucleus. The record is from RefSeq and is a predicted model, not a curated record. Gene Ontology annotation, biological process: mitotic cell cycle phase transition; regulation of cyclin-dependent protein serine/threonine kinase activity.
AUGGCCUACCACCAGCACACACAAUCUCGCUACGGGCACUGCGACUCUUACUUUACAGAAUCACACGAUGACGGUAUCUACGUUCUUCGUGCUGAGCAGAGGGAGCGUCAGCGCAGUAUCGCAAAGAUGCAACAACGGGCCAUCGCAGAGGAACUUUCAAGACAAACUGCCGAUGAGUACCAGGAAGAAAUUAUGGAGCACAUGAUGCAUAUGGAGUCACAAACACUGCCAGAUGUCAACUCAAUUGACAUCCAGACAGAGAUCCAGUGGUUCAUGCGCCCCUACCUCCUUGACUUCCUCGUCGAGGCUCACGCCGCUUUCCAGCUUCUGCCCGAGACACUCUUCCUUGCUGUCAACCUUCUCGACCGCUACUGCUCUCGCCGCGUCGUCUACAAGCGCCACUACCAGCUCGUUGGCUGCGCCGCGCUCCUCAUUGCCGCUAAGUACGGCGACAAGAAGGAUCGAGUACCAACCGUUCGGGAACUGAAGUCGAUGUGCUGCUCGCUCUACGAUGAUGAGAUGUUCACCCAGAUGGAAUGGCACGUUCUGCAGACCCUGAACUGGGUCGUUGGACAUGCCACCGUGGACGCCUUCCUCCAGAUCGCCCUCGCUGAAGGCCCGUACGAUGCCGAAGUCGAGCACAUGACCCUUUACAUCGCGGAGAUUGCCCUGUUCCAUAAGGAGUUCGUAUCCACACCACCAUCGGUCCUUGCUCGAUCCGCACUGGCCCUCGCCAGGUGUGUGCUCACACGUUCUCAAGCCAAGCCUACAGAGUGGGCUGGUGCUUACGAUGCCCAGACCGUUAUGGGCUUGUCAAACCACCUUUACCAGCCAUCACCUGUCCUCUCCAGGAAGUACGCCUCAACACACCUCUCCAAUGUUGUCGCAACUGUCGACGAGUUCCUCCAGCAACAGGCACGCAAUGCACAGAGGGCAACGGCCUCGCCACCGACACCUCCACCCACACUCACUAUCGAGGAGCCCAAGCACAACGUCAACGACUACCCCGCGACACCCCAGAAGAUUGCAUAUGGUGCCAUCAUGAACAACGGAUGCCUUACGCCACCCAUCACACCCGACGGCGAGGGGCAAUUCGCUGGACACGUUGUCAAGUCGCAACCAGCCAACAUGUACCCAUCGACACCGACCUCAGAGUUGCCACCCAACGUGCCGCAUCAGCAAUACUUUCACAACUCAUACCUGCACCCCCAGCAUAUGUAA